AUGGUGGAGAGAAGAAAGCCUCUGGUUCUAUGUUCCACCAAAAAUGUCAUCAAUUCCUUAUUGAACUCUUCCACUUCUUCAAUCAAUGACUUCCCCAACUUGCAUUUACCGGUUGGAAUUCUCCGAUUAUCCAACAAUUUGCCUUCUCUUGACCACUCCGCACUCAUUGCUCUCUCCACUUCUCUUCUCAAAAGACUUUCCAUCACUUCCGGUUCACCGGUUUUGAUAAAAAAUGCUGAAAUGAACACGCACAGAAUUGCAGUGGCUAUUGCUCUUGACCCUCCUAGCAAUGACAACGACACCCUUGACAUUGAUCACUCAUUGUCCUCCUCUUCUAGAAUAAUGCUUGUGUUUCCUUCUUGUGAUUUCCCUCUCAACGGUCCUUUGUUCAACACUGAAAUUGCUUAUUUGUCUCCUCUUUUGGCCUUUAAUCUUAACUUGCACAUUUCAUCUUUGAAAUCCGUUAUUCACAACGGCCAAGAUGCUUUGUCCUCUUAUUUCAAACCUCAAUGUCAAGCGGGUCAUGAGGGUGCUGAUAAAAGCAUUGAGGAUUCAGUCAUUAAUAUAGAGUUGGCGCCACUUGCUCAACCUCCGAGAUUUGCUUCCCUUCUGAGGGUUGCUUUUGUGAAGAUACCGGAAUGUGGCAUCCUUGAUUCCAUUAAACCAACUUCGGAUGUUGAAACCAAAGAACGUCAAGACCUGAUUGACUUGGCGUUGCAGAAGUAUUUUGAAGUUGAUAGAUAUUUGUCGACCGGAGAUGUUUUCGGAAUUAACAUUAGUUGGAACUGUAAUUCCACUAUUUGCAUUCCUUGUAACCAAAAAACACAAAAGCAAAAUGACAACCGCAUUUGUUUUAAGGUCAUUGCUAUGGAACCAUUAGAUGAACCAGUUCUCCGUGUCAAUAAUACCUUAACCGCGUUGGUGUUAGUAGGGAACUCCCAGUCUGCCCUUCCUCCAGAUUUGUUAAUUGCUGGACCAGAAGGGCCUGUGCCUUUGCAAAGGGACACAGUGAAGAUCUUGGCUUCAAUACUUGCACCAACUUUGUGUCCAUCAGCACUUUCUUCCAAGUUUAGAGUUUCGGUGUUAUUAUAUGGCUUGGCAGGUUGUGGGAAAAGGACCGUUGUUAGAUAUGUUGCUCGUCGACUGGGCCUGCAUGUGGUGGAAUAUAACUGUCACGAUUUAAUGGGCUCUGAUAGAGCAUCUGUUGCUCUAGCUCAAGCUUUCAAGACUGCUCAAAGAUACUCGCCAACAAUACUUCUUCUUCGUCAUUUUGAGGUGUUUCGAGAUUCACAUUCACCUGAGAUUUCACCAAAUGAUCAAAGAGGCAAUGCAUCUGAAGUUGCAUCAGUUAUUAGGAAAUUCACUGAACCAGUUGGUGAACAUGAUGAGAACUCUCUGAUGAAAUCAAACGGCGAAUUUGUGGAGAAGAAUGCUGAAAAGACAAGCGGGCAUCCGGUCCUGUUGAUUGCUGCAGCUGAUAGUUCGGAGGGUCUACCUUCAACCAUCAGACGCUGCUUUAGCCAUGAAACGAAAAUGGGGCCUUUGACAGAAGAGCAAAGGGCUGAAAUGCUAUUGCAUUCACUGCAAAAUAUUUAUGGACUCCAUUCUAAUACUGAUUUAGAGGGUAUUGUAAAAGAAAUAGUUGGACAGACAUCUGGUUUCAUGCCUAGGGAUAUGUGUGCUUUAAUUGCAGAUGCUGGUGCCAACUUAUUUCCCAGCAGCAAUGCUGAAGUAGACAAAGUUGAACCAGAAGUUGCAGAUAGUUCUCUUAGUUCAAAGGUGACAGAGGACAAGGAGUCUGAAGUUUCAGCUCGAAAACCUGAGAAAGAAGACUUGGUGAAUGCUUUGGAACGAUCAAAGAAAAGAAAUGCGUCAGCAUUGGGUACUCCAAAGGUUCCGAAUGUAAAAUGGGACGAUGUUGGUGGGCUUGAAGAUGUCAAAAAAUCAAUCCUGGAUACUGUUCAGUUGCCUCUCUUGCAUAAAGAUCUAUUUGCAUCUGGGUUACGCAAGCGGUCUGGUGUUCUUUUGUAUGGUCCUCCUGGAACUGGCAAAACAUUAUUAGCAAAAGCUGUUGCUACAGAGUGUUCCUUAAAUUUUCUUAGUGUGAAGGGUCCCGAACUGAUCAACAUGUACAUAGGCGAGUCUGAGAAGAAUGUCCGAGACAUUUUUCAGAAGGCCAGAUCAGCCCGUCCAUGUGUCAUCUUCUUUGAUGAGCUUGACUCUCUUGCACCAGCUCGGGGAGCUUCCGGAGAUUCUGGGGGUGUUAUGGAUAGAGUGGUUUCGCAGAUGCUUGCAGAAAUCGACGGCUUAAGUGAUUCAACACAGGAUCUAUUUAUUAUUGGUGCAAGUAAUAGACCAGAUUUGAUAGACCCGGCACUUCUUCGCCCUGGUCGUUUUGAUAAAUUGCUAUAUGUUGGCGUUAACUCUGAUGCAUCUUACAGAGAGCGGGUACUGAAAGCUCUUACGAGAAAGUUCAAACUGCAUGAAGAUGUUUCACUUUAUUCCAUUGCAAAAAAAUGUCCACCAAACUUCACCGGUGCAGACAUGUAUGCCUUGUGUGCAGAUGCUUGGUUCCGUGCUGCAAAACGCAGGGUUUUGAAUGCAGAUCCAGAGUCCUCCAACCCAGAUAAUGAAGCAAAUUCUAUUGUUGUUGAAUACGACGAUUUUGUCCAGGUCUUAGAAGAGCUUCAGCCUUCCCUCUCAACGGCCGAGCUUAAGAAGUACGAGCUUCUUAGAGAUCAGUUUGAAGGCACCUCUAAAUGA
Molecule: messenger RNA, 2763 nt
Organism: Vicia faba (fava bean)
Lineage: Eukaryota; Viridiplantae; Streptophyta; Magnoliopsida; Fabales; Fabaceae
Source: the annotation of a GenBank genome assembly